Phlebotomus papatasi is the source of this 5115-nucleotide messenger RNA. It is a transcript of the gene mub, whose product is annotated as poly(rC)-binding protein 3. The record is from RefSeq and is a predicted model, not a curated record. Gene Ontology annotation, cellular component: nucleus; cytoplasm. Gene Ontology annotation, molecular function: mRNA binding. Gene Ontology annotation, biological process: regulation of RNA metabolic process; regulation of gene expression. The transcript has 13 exons. The coding region runs from base 1511 to 3091 and encodes 526 amino acids. Lineage: Eukaryota; Metazoa; Arthropoda; Insecta; Diptera; Psychodidae.
CCUCAGUCUUCUGUGCGAUUUCGAUCUGUGCGGGCGUGCAGACGCGCUUUCAAUUAAAAGUUCUCUUGUUCCGCCAUAAUCCAAUCAACUCCCCUCCGGUAUCCCGUGUUUACUACACAAAAGAUAAGCUACAAGCUCAACUAAUUGGCAGGAGGAGCUAUAGCUAGAGGAGCCACCGCGAUCAACAAUUGGACCUUCUUGAAGGAUUCUCACAUUCAUAAAUUGUCUUGUAUCUCUUCUACAAAAACAACCGGUCAAAUUGUUGAAUCACAAAUCUUCUCAUCAUCUCCACUGUCUCUUACGGUUAGAUACCACCAAUUUACUCUAUUAGCCAAAAUAUUUGCCUCAUAUUGAGAAUAAUAUCAGAGAGUGAGAGAGAGAAAGAUAUUGAGUGCACGUGAAGCUUUAAAGUAUCAGCUGAAAAAAAAAUUAAACCACGCGUCAAUAACAGGAAAAUCAUCAACUGAAAGCUCUGGUACCGGAAGAUUGUCUUCGGCGACAAACGGCUGGGAUAUUUCCAUUAAAGGAAAAAACAGGAGAAUUGUGGUGAAAUCGGAAAUCCUCUUCAAUUUCCAGUAGAUUUCCCUGAUAUCGCGAUACUCUUUGCCUGUCUUUCGCUUUCGCUUUAGUGUGUUGUGCAAGAACCAACCACAAUAUCCCAUCUAAAGCUAUAACCCCAGCUAAAAGAGAAAGUUUCGUAUACUCAAAUAACGGUGAAAAAGCUCCAGCAAAAGUGACUAAUUGAAUAGAAAAGUUGAGAGUAAAAAAAAACCGCGACAAUUGAAUAUAGUGAACUAGAGAGUUAAUUUUUGUGCUUCUGUGGACAUUUCUCGGCAAAAAGAACAUCCCUUCGGAGUUGCUCCCAGACACUAUAUUUUGCAUGAUAUUUUGAGAUCUUCGUCUGCCUGUAAAUCUCCGAGUAGACUUAUUCGAAUAAGAUUACGGACAUUGAAUCAACUUGGUGAACCACCCUUGUGUGUACUUUCGAGACCACUGUUUCCACUUUAUCACUUGCUGCAAGUUCACACAAACAGCUGUGUUGAGUCGUCAAAAAAAAAGAAAAGAAAAGAAGAAAAACGAAGAAAGGGAGGUAGAAGACGGCUUAAAGAGAAAAAAGAGUUCAAACUGCAACAGUUUCAAAGUCUGGACAAAAAUUUCACACACAUUUUCACAGCUUUCAAUUAUCUCUCUUGAAUUCAGUGCAACAUUGCCAUCCAGCAAGUUUGAAUAUUCGCAAAAAAGAAAACAAGAAGAAGAAGAAGAAGCAAAGCGACAGAAUAUAAAGGAAAAGCAAUAUUACGCAUUAUUGCACAGUGUGGAUAUAAAACAGUUUGUUUCUCAUUGCAAAUAAUAUUAUACACACUUGUGUUGGGCUUUGAAGAAGGUAGAAAGGUGAAAUAUUCUACAUAGAACCCGUUAAGAUUUGAGUGAAAAAAAAAGAAAGAAAGAGAGAGAAAGAGAAGUGAAAUUGUUGGAUUACAAAAAAAAAUAAAGAAGAAUUGAAGGCAAAAUGGAUGAAACUAAUAAGAAAAUGGAGUCUGCAGAUCCAUCAGUAACGCUGACAAUUCGUCUCAUAAUGCAGGGAAAGGAAGUGGGAAGUAUCAUUGGCAAAAAAGGUGAAAUUGUCAAGAGAUUUCGCGAAGAGUCGGGUGCCAAAAUAAAUAUCUCCGAUGGAUCAUGUCCAGAGCGAAUUGUGACGGUAUCUGGAUCAACAAAUGCUAUCUUCAAGGCAUUUGCGCUCAUUACAAAGAAAUUUGAAGAGUGGUGUUCACAAUUCAAUGAUGUCAAUACUCCAGGUGGAAAGACACAAAUUCCGAUUCGUUUGAUUGUACCAGCAAGUCAGUGUGGAUCAUUGAUUGGUAAGGGUGGAUCUAAAAUCAAGGAAAUUCGCGAAGGAACUGGUUGCUCCAUUCAAGUGGCUAGUGAAAUGUUGCCAAAUUCAACAGAACGUGCUGUAACUCUGAGUGGUACUGCUGAUCAAAUUACUCAGUGUAUUUAUCAUAUUUGCUAUGUGAUGCUGGAGUCCCCACCAAAGGGUGCAACAAUUCCGUACAGACCAAAACCACAAGUGAAUGGUCCUGUAAUUUUGGCCAAUGGACAAGCGUACACAAUUCAAGGAAAUUAUGCGGUGCCAGCUCAAGAGACCUGCACAGUAUUUCCACUAGCGUUGGCCGGUGGCCUUCAUGCUGGCAUCUCGGGUCUAGCUGAUCCACUCCUGAAAGGGGCACAUCUGCCAGCCGCAGUGCCUCCACAUCAUCUACAGCAAAUACCUGAUCAGAUGGGCGGACUCACCAAGAACCCAUUGGCCGGUUUGGCAGCUCUUGGAGCUCUUGGAAUGGCUCCAGCAAACACAGGAGGAUUGAAUCCCACAGCAUUAGCCGCUCUGGCUGGAUCUCAGCUUCGUUCGAACAAUACAAACCGCAAUCAGCAGACAAAUCAGCAGCAGCAUGAAAUGACGGUGCCAAAUGACUUGAUUGGAUGCAUUAUUGGUAAAGGAGGUACCAAAAUUGCAGAGAUUCGACAAAUUUCUGGUGCCAUGAUUCGUAUCUCAAAUUGUGAGGAACGCGAAGGUGGCAACACCGAUCGAACAAUCACAAUUAGUGGUAAUCCUGACUCUGUGGCACUUGCACAGUAUCUCAUCAACAUGAGCGUCGAACUCCAGAAGGCGAAUCUAGCCGAUGCAAACAAUCAAACAGCAAGUAACGGCAAUAGUGCGAGUAAUGGUGGUGGUGGUGGUAGUAAUAGUGGUGGUGCCGGAAGUGGCAGUGGCAACUCAUCGUCCGGACAGACGGCACAGACGGCGCUUUCAACCACCACAAGUCCGACUGGUGCUGCGACAAAUUCACUGGCCAGUGCAAUACCACUGGCUCAGUUGCUGUCAAAGCCGGGUGCACUCAAUGCAUUGACAAGUUUGAGUGCUUUGGGUGGUCUGUCGGAUUUACUUGGGGGUCUGGCCAAUUUGGGGCCACCGGUACAGACUACGGGGGUGCAUAGGCCAAAGACCUUUGCACCACGUCUCCGGUCACCCAAUUCGAGUGGGACCGGUGGAUCAGAGAAGAAGAGUGACAGGAACAAAUUUAAUCCCUACUAGGGAAUGGACUAUACGAAUUCUUAAUUUUAUUUCUAAAAUACUAUUUUUAAUUUUUUUUUCUUUUGCGGUAUAAGUAGUAUUCCUUCGGUGCGAAGGAAAACAAAUUCUCACUAGUUGUGUGGUGUGUUUAUUUUUUUUCUUAUUUUAUAUUUCCUGUAUCACUCUGUCUCUCUUUUCCUACUUUCUCAUGCGGGCGUUUCAAGCUUUUUACUCUGAACAUCAACAUUUUUCUUUUCUUUUCUUUUCGCGUUUUAUUGUGAACAAAAUAGCAUUGAACAGACUGGGCCAUUGCUCUUUUAAUCGAUUUUCAAAAAAGCAACGGAGAAGUGAUAUGACACCUUCAUUUUUUUCGAUUAGAUAACUCACUGAGAACAGCGCCAUCUAGUGUAAGUAAAAUGUCCAAGGCGGGAAAUAUUUUCAGUUGUUCAAAACAAUGUAAUUCACAUUAUUCACAUGUAUUUUAUACUAAACUUUAAUUUCACUAAGCCUAGACUCAUUUUAAAUGUAUUUCAAAAGUUUUCACAAGAGUUUCAUGAGUAAAAUUUCCUUUGUUGUGAUUUUUCCUGGCAUCAGCUGAUUUCGAUGGUGGUCGAUGAAAUUUCGAACAGUGAAUUCAAAUAGAGAAUGUUAACGGACUAUGUAAUAUGAAAGUGUCAAGAAAAAGCAAUUGACCGGGCAAUUGCUUUUUGCUUUUUGUUCAAGGUAUUUAAAUUUGGCUAAUUUUACUAAAAUAUCACUUUCUUUUUACAGAAUAUUGUCUCAGAGAACGGAAAAAGAUCAAAUUGAUGCAAAAAUUGGUUUGAUGCCUCAAUUUUUUGAAUAUUUUUUCCACGUGUAAAAAAGCAAUGAAGGAGUAAAAAAGCAAUGACCAUGUAAAAAAGCCCAGUCUGUUCGAUGUGAAUAUCUACAGUCCGACUUUAUUUAAAGAAAAAAAUAUUAAUGAUUUUUUUAACGUAUAUUCACGCUGAAGUAUAAGUAGUAUCCCUUAGAUUAAAAAAAAAAAACAAAAACUCUACACAAAAUAUAAUACAGUAGUUGAUAAAUUUAUUCAUUCUAAUAUCUUAUCUGUAAUUGUCAUAAUCACAUAAAUAUUGACUGUCACCGGAAGCGUUGGGAGAACUUUUGGGGAUGUGAAGAUAUCCACAUGAUUUCUAACAGUAUAUUCUCAGUUCUCCAAAUCAAAUGGUGUUUUCACACUUUAUUUAUUAUUCAACAUGAAUUAUUUUUUGGAGUGUUUAAUUCUCAAAUUUAGGUUCGUAAAAAUUUCUUUUUUUUUCUCUCUCUAAAAAAAAAAGAAAAUAAGAACUUCCCUUAGAUUGUAAGCAAAGAUGAAAAAGAGAAGGAAAAAACAAGGUUUCAUUUUCAUCGUGUGAAACAGAAAUUUUCGACAAAGAACAAGUUUAUUUUUUAAUUUUUUUUUAUUUUCCUCAAUUCCAAUUGUGAAAUAACAAAUUUUUUUGAAAUUAUUCCUUUUUUUUUAAUUUUUGAAGAUCAAAAAAAAAUCAUGGAUCACUUAUGAAAUAUUCAAGACAAUAUUUUAUCGAUGAUGAUGAAACAUGAAUUUACAAUUUUAAUAUGAAAAUGAAAAGCGAUUAAAAUAUGAAGUGUAUUUAUUCAUAGAUACUUUUAGAUGAUAGUUAAAUGAUGAGAAAAAAAAACAAGAUUACAAGGAACAAUUUUAGGUGUUUUUUUCCUUUUGAUUUAUAGCGUAGUAAUGGGAAUUAUCUUGCUAAUAAUUAAAAAGAAGAAGAAAAAAAUCAUAGACUUAUGAAGGUGAAAUAUUUAGCGAUGAACACAUUUUAAUUGAUAUAUAAAAUAUUGAGUAAAAAAAAAACAAGAAAAAAACAAUUUUUGAAAUAAUAAAUCACAGAAAACAAUUUGACAAAAAUAAUAGUUGUAAUUUUUAUCGUAACAGCAAAAUAUAAAUGGAUAAAAAAGUGAAUUAUAAUUGAAAUUGAUAACAAAACAAUAUUGUUCACCACCAAAGUAAUUGAUUAUUAAUAAAUUGCAUAAUGCAAAAUGUC